AUGGGCAGCGGCGGCGGCGGCGGCCACAGGAAGCUCAUCCACUUGCUCCGCGCCGAGCAGGCGGCGGCGGCGUUCUCGUCCUCCUCCUCCUCUGCCUCCGACGACGACGGGUGCAGCACGUCGUCCUGGCAGACGACUGAUGGCGGCGGCGGGUCCGCGGCCUCCUCGCCGUCGCGGUGCAGCGCGUCGACGCCGCCCAAGUCGCCCUGGGCGCACCUGCCGGGGCUUGGCGCUGCGGCGGGGGCGACCUCCACCGGGCUCAUCGCGUCGCUGGUCAAGGAGGACGGCCACGUGUACUCGCUGGCGGCGGCGGGGGACGUGCUCUACACCGGCACGGACUCCGAGAACGUGCGGGUGUGGCGGGACCGGCGCGAGCUCGCCGGGUUUAGGACUGGGAGCGGGCUGGUUAAGGCCAUCGUCGUUGCGGACGACGGCCGCAUCUUCACUGGGCACCAGGACGGGAAGGUCCGGGUGUGGCGCGCCGACGUGGACGACCCCGCCGUGCACCGCCGCGUCGGGUCGCUCCCCAGGCUCGCUGACUAUAUCAAGAGCUCCGUCAACCCGUCCAGCUACGUCGACACCCGGCGGCGGGCGCGGCGCCGCGAGGUGUGGCUCCGGCACUCCGACGCUGUGUCGUGCCUCAGCCUCGACGAGGGCGCCGGGCUGCUCUACUCCGGCUCCUGGGACAGGACCUUCAAGGUGUGGCGCGUCUCGGACUCCAAGUGCCUCGAGUCGGUGCCCGCGCACGACGACGCCGUCAACACCGUCGCCGCCGCCGGGUUCGACAACCUCGUGUUCACCGGCUCGGCGGACGGCACCGUCAAGGUGUGGCGGCGGGAGGAGGCCGCCGGCGAGGCGACAAGGCAUGUGCUGGAGACGGUGCUCCGGAAGGACGAGAGCGCGGUCACCGCGAUCGCCGUCUCUGCCGAGGACCGCGUCGUGUACGUCGGCUCGUCGGACGGGGCGGUGACCUACUGGCACUGGAUCGACGGCGAGGCGAGGUACGGGGGCGCGCUCAAGGGCCACAGGAUGGCAGUGAUGUGCCUCGCGGUUGCCGGGAACGUCGUCGUGAGCGGCUCGGCAGACCGGACGCUCUGCGUGUGGCGGCGCGACGGCGCCGAGCACCACCGGCUCGCCGUGCUCGCCGGGCACACGGGCCCCGUCAAGUGCGUGGCCAUGGACGAGGAGGACACGUCCAGCUCCAACGGCGAGCGGCGGUUCGUGGUGUACAGCGGCAGCCUCGACGGGUUGGUCAAGGUGUGGCGACUCUCCGUCUCCGACGACGAAGCUACAACCUCUCCGGCGUCGGCAGAGCGAGAGCGACGACCUGCAUCACCAUCAACGCCGCCUCCCCGGACGGCGGCGUCGCCGCAUGUCUGGAACAGAUCAGACCGGACGCCGGCGACGGCGUGGCCGGCGGCGUACCAGACGCCGUCGUCGUCGUCGGAGCUGAACAGCGUGGCAGCUGCGUGACCGGCGGCCGGCGGCGAAGCUAAAAUAUAACUAAAGGUAGCAAACAACGUGCGUGCAUGCAAGAACAAUGUGCUGCUCGCACGUGUACUGUAGCAGAGUGUAAAUAUACGUACAAAUAUACGGUGUCUGUACGUAGAUGCGUAUUCCUGGGGAAUGGGCGACUGAUGGGGAGGAAGUGGGCGGUUGGUUGACCGCGAGUGAUGUGCCGGCCACGUCAAAAUCCAAUCCAAAUGUUGGAAAGAAGCAAAAAAAAAAUGAAGGGUUGUGAAUGACUUUGUUUUGUUAAUUUUGGUAGUGUUUUUAACACUUUGUAUAUAUAAAAUGUACAUAUGCAUAAUAGUUCAGUUCUACUGACAAGUA
Messenger RNA from Oryza brachyantha (malo sina), 1833 nucleotides. Its product is annotated as protein JINGUBANG-like. Lineage: Eukaryota; Viridiplantae; Streptophyta; Magnoliopsida; Poales; Poaceae. Gene Ontology annotation, molecular function: protein binding. The record is from RefSeq and is a predicted model, not a curated record. Bases 1 to 1473 code for a protein of 490 amino acids. The transcript has a single exon.